Globicephala melas (long-finned pilot whale) is the source of this 700-nucleotide messenger RNA. Lineage: Eukaryota; Metazoa; Chordata; Mammalia; Artiodactyla; Delphinidae. The record is from RefSeq and is a predicted model, not a curated record.
ACAAAGAAAAUAUUCCAAAUUGUUAAGGCACUUGGUAGGGCAAGGUAUUUAUUUCCUACAAUGAAAAUGUUACCUCUUUUCGGUCUCAGACAUGGGCACACCGCAGAAGGAUGUUAUUAUCAAGUCAGAUGCACCCGACACCCUGUUAGUGGAGAAGCAUGCAGAUUAUAUAGCAUCCUGUGGCUCAGAGAAAGAUGAUUAUGAAUACUGUGUGUCUGAAUAUUUGAGAAUGAGUGGCAUCUAUACUGUAAUGGAUCUCACGGGACAGCUACCUCGCAUGAAUAGAGAAGAAAUUCUGACAUUUAUUAAGUCUUGUCAACACGAGUGUGGUGGAAUAAGUGCUAGUGUUGGACAUGAUCCUCAUCUUUUGUACACUCUUAGUGCUGUCCAGAUUCUUACUCUCUAUGAUAGUAGUAAUGUUAUUGAUGUAAAUAAAGUUGUGGAGUAUGUUCAGAGUCUACAGAAAGAAGAUGGUUCUUUCACUGGAGAUAUUUGGGGUCCCACUAAGCAGCUGGUCUAACUGGAGUUAAUGGUCUGCUGGAAGUUCCAGCAUGCACUGUGCUAGUUAUAUCAGCGUACAGGAGUACUGGAACAGAGGGGGCCAGUCUAAAAGAUAAGGGCUGAAUACAGUGCAGGCAGGAGAGACCAGCUGCUUCAUGGGAUGUGAAAAUCUACUUUUAUAUAAUAGGGAGAAAUCGAC